This is a messenger RNA of Belonocnema kinseyi, 2124 nucleotides long. RefSeq names its product ATP-binding cassette sub-family D member-like (gene ABCD). The record is from RefSeq and is a predicted model, not a curated record. The coding region runs from base 277 to 2124 and encodes 615 amino acids. Gene Ontology annotation, biological process: fatty acid beta-oxidation; peroxisome organization; long-chain fatty acid import into peroxisome. Gene Ontology annotation, cellular component: peroxisomal membrane. Lineage: Eukaryota; Metazoa; Arthropoda; Insecta; Hymenoptera; Cynipidae. The transcript has 8 exons. Gene Ontology annotation, molecular function: ATP binding; ABC-type transporter activity; long-chain fatty acid transmembrane transporter activity.
AAGGGAGUGUCAGAUUGUCAGUGUCAGUCAGAUCGGCGUUAUUGCUGUUAUUGUCAGUCAGUCAGUGUAGCCGGUGAACGGUGAACUAGGAAGUGCUAGGGAUUGUUUAUGUUGCUUCGUCGUCGUGUUACAGUGAAUUCUCGUGAUUCGAGGCGGGUUAUUACUGUGCUGCACAUGGCGUGCGUGUCAAUGUUUUUUCCCAGGAAGUCCUGAGGUGUCAGUCAGUUGAUCGAUGAGACUCAGGAGGACAAAUCGCCCUUGAAGUAUCAGUAAAUAAUGUCCUCGGUGUUCUCGAAGUUGAUCGACAAGACGUCCUCGAAAUAUGGAAUCCGACAGGAGCAAAUAACGCGGGGUGUCGUCGGGGUCCUGACGACGCUCUACCUGGCGAAAAUCGGAUACCCGUACAUCGCGAGUGUCUUCGAUGGCAAGACAAAGAAAAAGGUCCAGGAGGAGGACGAAAAUGGGUUGAAGGAAAAGGAGGUGAGGCGACUCCGCCGUCGGCAGCAGCAGCAGCAGCAGGUCGAUGGCAAGGAGGAAAAAAGAAGAAAAGUUGUAGGACUGGACAGAGCUUUCGUGAAACAGCUGAUCGCUCUUCUGAGAAUUAUGAUCCCCGGAUGGCGAACGAGGGAAGCAGGUUUGCUGACCUGUGCGACCUUGGCUCUGCUCACAAGGACCUUCCUCUCUGUUUAUGUCGCCACUCUCGAGGGUCAGAUUGUCAAGAGGAUUGUCCUGAAGGAUGUCAAGGGAUUCUUCCUGAUGCUCGCGAGAUGGUUCGCUAUUGCCUUUCCUGCGACUUUCGUCAAUUCUGCUAUCAGAUAUUUCGAGGGGCGUCUGGCUCUUAGUUUUAGGGAACGACUAGUGGAAUAUGCGUACAAAAUGUACCUCAGCCAACAAACUUACUACAGAGUGUCAGCUUUGGAUACUCGUUUGGGAGGUGCGGAACAAAGACUGACUGAUGACCUUUCGGAAUUGGCGGGAUCCGUUGCACAUCUGUAUUCUAGUUUAACUAAACCGUUGUUAGACUGUGCUCUCGUGGGAAUCGCCCUCAUAUCUUUCUCAGCGCGAAUGGGAGCGAGAACAGUACCAGGACCUUUGCUGGCAAUAGUCGUGAUAGGAGUAACGGGCCAGGUGUUGCGCCUGGCUUCGCCCCGUUUUGGCCAACUUGUCGCCGAAGAGGCUUCGCGGCGCGGACACUUGAGGGAGGCUCAUGCCCGAAUCAGUGCCCAUGCCGAGGAAAUUGCAUUUUAUGGAGGACAUCGAGCUGAACAUCGCUACCUAACCACCGCCUAUAAAUCCCUCACUCGGCAUCUUCGCCGAGUUCUCGCCAUGAAAUUGUGGUACGUGAUGCUGGAGCAACUUCUCAUGAAGUAUGUCUGGUCUGGAACUGGACUGCUCAUGAUUGCUCUUCCGAUUCUCUACACUUCUCAGACCACUCAAUCGCCGAGUGCAAUGCUGCAAGAAAAUAAUGGAGAUGGAGUCAGUGAAAGAACUGGAUAUUUGACCACCUCGAAAAAUCUCCUAACUUCAGGAGCAGAUGCAGCCGAAAGGCUUAUGUCUUCCUAUAAGGAAUUAGUCGCUCUGGCAGGCUAUGUGGCCAGAGUUAGCGAAAUGUUAGACGUCUUUAGAGACGCUGCGUUAUGUAAAUAUCGCAGGAACGUUGUGACAAGUGGCCAAUCUAGAAUGUCUAAUGGCAAACUGUCGACGUUGACGGAAAAUGUCAUUGAAUUCAAAGAUGGCACUCCUGUUAUCAAAGCGGUAGCAGACGACAACAAUCAAACGGUGAUACCGCUUUUGCCUAUUAGUGAGGACCAUGAAAUUAUAGUUGGGAGCGGUUCUUGCUGUUCGGAUGUGUCGUCUGCUUACGGUAGCGAAAAAAUAACGGUAUCAGACGCCAACAACCAAACGGCGAGGCCGUUUUUGCCUAUGUGUGAGGACCAUGAAAUUGUAGUUGGGAGCAGUUCUUGCUGUUCGGGUGUGUCGUCUGCUUACUUUUUGGGAGUGACGAUUGGCACGUCCAUUAGACUGAUGCUGCCAUCAGAGCUUUCUCGAACGAUUCCUAACAAUAAAAUGCUAAUCAGAAACAAAUUAGCUCAGACUAUUAUUAAGGAUAAAGGUGUAAGUUAA